Molecule: messenger RNA, 3003 nt
Organism: Acaulospora morrowiae
Lineage: Eukaryota; Fungi; Glomeromycota; Glomeromycetes; Diversisporales; Acaulosporaceae
Source: the annotation of a GenBank genome assembly
AUGGCCGCUACGGCAACUUCGCCAACAAACGCAACCACGCAAACGCCUGCCGCGAGUAGAGGCCCCUCAGCAGGUCAAAAGGUUAAUGCUUCGGAGGUGGGCUGGCUCUUCGUUCACGAGUACUACACAUUCCUUAACAAGGAACCGAGUCGUCUCCAUUGCUUCUAUGGACGCAAGUCCACUCUCAUCCACGGCACCGAAGGUGAACCGGUGAAACCGAUUCAAGGUGAAAAGGAAAUCCAAGAAAAAAUUCAAGAACUUGAUUUGGAAAAUUGCCGUGUCCGUGUUACCAAUGUCGACAGCCAAUCUUCCAUUAACGGUGGUAUAGUGAUUCAAGUCUUGGGCGAAAUGAGCAAUCGAAGCGAAUCAUCUCGAAAGUUUGCUCAGACGUUCUUUCUCGCAGAACAACCAAAUGGAUAUUACGUGAUGAAUGAUAUUAUCCGAUUCCUCAAGGAAGAUGACGAGGUGGAUGAGGAAGGUGAAGAGAUUGAAACAGAAACGCACCCAUCUGUUGAAGGAGCAGUGACCAACGACGCGAACGAAGAAGAGAUAGGUUCAACUUCACCCACUGGUACACUUGUCGAAGAACCUAUUAACGGUCGUGCUGUACCGGAAGCUGUCGGAGAGGUUACAAUCACCAUUACUUCCAGACAAACUGUAGUCUCAACAGAGGAAACCAUCAAUGUAUCAGUUAAUGGUACUGAAGUUCAUGAUGAGGUUCAAGCUACGGCUAAUGAAGAACCAAUCGAACCUUCUUCGUCCACUUUAACUGUGACGUCUCAAUCGGUUUUGACUUCCUCUGAUAACGUUACUAAUGUCGAUCAACCAAGGUCUAUUCCCGUUUCUCACUCGGCUAAACAGUCAACUAUUACUCCUCAAACUGCAUCCCCCAAACCUGUUGCAAAUAUAUCCGGUCAAACCCAAUCGACGCCUACUAAUGCUCCUAAUCCAUUGUCUCAUAAUAAUUCAUCGUCUUUAAAACCCACACCUAAUUCUCAAUUUCCGUCUCCCAAACCAACCAACAAUGAUACACCACAAAAUUUACCUAAGCAGCCAUCAGUUCAAACUCCUAAACCGUCGAUUAAUAAUUCAGCAACAAAUAUUCAAGCACCUACCAAAUCAGUACAAAAUCUUAACGCUAAUUCGAUUUCCAACGAUUUUCAGUCACCUUCCGUCAAAAAUAAUACGAACAAUUCGCAAUCAUCAGUUACUACUAAUCCCGCGUCUAACUCCCAAUCGGUUACUGUCACAGUUACAAAUUCUUUGAUUAAUGGACAGCAAGCAAAUACGAAACAGCCGGCUCCCACUACAGCUCACACUCAACCUUCACGUUCAUCUCACAAUGGACAAACUUAUGCUCAAAGAUCGGCACCUAAUCAAACGCCAAGAUCUGUUGCUCCGGUUGGAAAUAAGCAAAUAAUUUCUCAACGAGCGACCUCUCCUGCAGGACGAUCGAUUUCUCCGAUCGGAAAUGGACAGAUAACUCCCGACCCGCAGCGCUCAAUCUCUCCGAUUGGAGGAUCAGCAUCUGAGAACGUUCAUCCUACAACCUCCGUUCAACAGACGGAUUCAUCGGGUGAAGAUUCGGUUGCGAAAUCGGUGGUUGUAAACGGUCAACCUGCAACCAAUGAAGCUGGCGCUCAAGGUGACGUGCAAAAGAAUGGCCAGGUCACGGCAAUCACUUCAAACCAAAAUUCCCAGGCUGAAAUCACGACUGCCCAACCCUCUGAUUCUGUUCAACAAGUCAACACGCAACAGCAACAACAAAAAUCUCAAGAUCCACCUGCUGUUAAGACAUGGGCAUCUUUGGCGGCGGAUGAUCAUAGUAAAUGGAAUAACGCGUUGGCAGAGAAAAAAGGACAUGUUGCUCCCGUGCAAGCCCCUGUUCCAAAAACGACACCCCAACAGCAACGACAGCAUACGCGCGACAACCAGGACCGUCGUCAAGAUGGGACCAGGGGAAACAACCGCCGAAAUAGCGACAUCGACAACAACCUUUCUAUCUAUGUCAAAGGUGUUACCUCAACGAUGACUCGCGAACAAUUGCAAUCAGCUUUUAAAACUUUUGGAGUCGUCAGUCAUAUCGAUGUUGUACCAACCAAAUCAUGCGCAUUCGUCGAGUAUAACAACCCUGCAGCAUACAGGGCUGCUCUCAACGCCAAGUCCGUCAAUGUCGGCAACGAGAUCGUGUACACCGAGGAACGCCGUGGUAAUAAUCGUCGUAACAACAAAACCUCGAGAGGCGAGGAACUGCGCUAUAAGAACCUGAGCAGAACCAUAUCCCAACAGAUUUUUACCAUUACCAGUAAUAUGACUUCAAUACGGAAUCUAGUUGGUUAUCUUGGAACUGCAAAAGACACACCGGACGUAAGAACAAAAUUACAUAAUUUGACCGAAAAGACACGGGACUUGGUUAAAGAAACGAGCAAUAACAUCAAGAGCCUUUCACACUAUGAGUCUACCAGUGCGAAGAAUCGACACCGCAAGGUUGAGCAGGAAAAACUCUCCAAAGAUUUUCAGAAAACAAUACAAGAGUUUCAAAAAGUACAAAGGCUCUCGGCAGAGAAGCAACGAGAAUACGUUGACAAAGCAAAAACUCUCAAUGUUCGAAAUGAUGUGUACGACGAUGAUCCGGGCAUCUCCGAAGAACAGCCACUCAUCGAUGAUAGCAAUAGAAGGCUUCAACUUCAAAUAUUAGACAAUGAGAUUGAGUACAAUGAAUCACUUAUUGCUGAACGAGAAGUUGAGAUUAGGGAGAUCGAGCAAGGAAUCAACGAGUUAAAUGAGAUAUUCAGGGAUCUUGGAACACUUGUGACUGAACAUCAAACGAUGCUGGACAACAUUGAGAGUAAUGUCACAAAUAUUGCCGUGAAUGUUAGAAAUGCUGCUGAUGAAUUAACCAUUGCCAGCCGUUAUCAGAGAAACGCACGUAACAGGAUGUGUUGUCUUAUGCUUAUUUUUGCUGUUGUUGGUGGUGUUGUGGUAUUGGCUGCCUUGGCAUAA